Messenger RNA from Penicillium brasilianum, 1041 nucleotides. NCBI's taxonomy places the organism in Eukaryota, Fungi, Ascomycota, Eurotiomycetes, Eurotiales, Aspergillaceae. The record is from the annotation of a GenBank genome assembly.
AUGCUGAACAUCACUACUCCAGCAACCCAACGCAACACCACCUCCCAACCAUCGUUUCAAUCUUUCCGAAACGUUUCCGCUUGCAAUCGCUGCCGCUUGCGCAAACAUCGCUGUGACCAGCGCCUCCCGCGCUGCGAGCCUUGCGAGAAAGCAGGAACACGCUGUGUGGGCUACGAUCCACUCACCAAACGAGAGGUCCCGCGGAGCUAUGUAUGCUUCCUCGAGAGCCAGGUCAAAUAUCUGAAGCAGAUUCUGACUGACCAUGGUAUCGAAUUCAAAUGUGCUUCGCCCUUCGAUGAGAAGGAACCGUCGCGGACAAGCGCCAUAAAGAACACGUUACCACGAAGAGAUGAAUCUUCAUCUGAGAGAGUUGGAGUUGAGGCUAGGAUCGAGCAGAGAACCGGAAAUGCCUCGCUCAAGAGAAAGCUCAGUUCUCCCACCGAGAAUAUUCUACCCCCGCGACAAUUGAAGCGCGUCUUGCAGCUAAACUUGAUUCUCAAGGACUUGCUCACCGACAGCUAUGCAUCUUACCACUGCGACAAGGAGCACGUGCAGUCGUCUCCACAGAAACCUGUCUCUGAGCGACCCAUGCAGGGUAUUUCCAUCCCGCACGAGCCGUGGUCUACGCCAGAGCUCAGCGAUGGCCACGCGAGUUCCGAGUCGAGUUCUGGGUCUCCUCAAUCACUACUGCACUUUGACGACGCGCCCUCGGUACAGAAUACCCCCGCUCUGAACGAUGACUUGCAUUUCAAAGGCCCAUCUACACCAGAGAGCUCUUGUGCGGCUGAUCUUAACACGAUGAAUCUCAAUUUGGAUAAACUUGAGACGGGACCACUUAUCAGCACCAGCUUUCGGGAUUUUCCUCAGGAUAUCUUAGAGAAGCAACCUGCUUCUUCCGAGCUCAAGGAAAUGCAAGCUAUUCCUGAGAUCAGAUCGGACUUCACUUCGGGUCUCGAUCCAAAACAGGACGUGCAACCAGCUUACGAUUUACUGGAUGAAUUCCUUAUUGGCUGGGAUGAAGACCGGCUGGGAAUAGACUAA